This is a messenger RNA of Radiomyces spectabilis, 1762 nucleotides long. RefSeq lists its product as uncharacterized. Gene Ontology annotation, biological process: negative regulation of transcription by RNA polymerase II; positive regulation of transcription by RNA polymerase II. NCBI's taxonomy places the organism in Eukaryota, Fungi, Mucoromycota, Mucoromycetes, Mucorales, Radiomycetaceae. The record is from RefSeq and is a predicted model, not a curated record. Bases 385 to 1665 code for a protein of 426 amino acids. Gene Ontology annotation, molecular function: zinc ion binding; RNA polymerase II cis-regulatory region sequence-specific DNA binding; DNA-binding transcription factor activity, RNA polymerase II-specific. The transcript is spliced from 2 exons.
AAUUCGUUGACGGGCAUAGGUGAGAAAUAAUAUGUUGUACAAUACGGAACCGACUUGGUUUCCGUGCUUCAAUGCUUCUCUGCGAGCAUAUGGAGCUUGUGAAAAAUUUCAUACAACGUCGGAAAAAGAGGCUAAUGGUUAUCAUAUUUAUGCAAAAGCAUUGAAAAUAUGUGAGUGUGAAUUCAAAUUCAUUUGAUUUUUUUUUUCCCUUGCCCUUGAGUGUUGUGGUGGUAGUGAACAUCACACGACAGAGUUUAUAUUGGCAAAGUAAAUUGUAUCGUGCCGGAUACAAAAAAAGAAGUAUAAAAUUCAACUCUUCAGUUUUCUCGACUCUUUUUCUUUUCUUGUUCUUCGUCCUUUUUUAAAAAAAAAGAAUAAUUUGUUAUGACAGAAUCCAACUAUCUAUUAGAAUCUUCUGAAAACUUGUUUGGUAAAAACCAUUUUUCUCAUUUGAUGCAGCAAACCCAUCUUCCUUCACCUGUGUCAGAAAGCCAGCAAUUCAGCAAUUUUCCUUCGCCGAGUUCUUCUACCGAUUCUUUGGACGAAAGUCAAACGUGCUCCCCAUUAUUCCUUGAUCCCAAUGUUCUGCACCAUUUUCCGCCCUCCGUACUACAAUCCCUGGCCAGUCUUUACUCGCAGCAGUGUGAAACCAGUUUUGAGCAAUUUGUUCAGUUUGAUGACGACCAACAACCUUCCAGCCACAGUUCCGAGAAUACCUGCGCUACCGAAACCGUUUUGUCCUUUGAUGAAGAAGACAAUAAAAACACCAUGGAUCCUGUCCCGUCAGUGUCGGAGUGCGCCGAAAAUUCGUCUGCUCUCUCCAGUGUGGUCAUGACUCGAUCCACACGUCAACUCGAGUGUUUUAACUGCCACGUGACUAAGACACCUCUAUGGCGUCGCACACCCGAUCGGGCUCAUUCUCUCUGUAACGCCUGCGGUCUCUACUACAAACAAUAUGGAAGCCACCGACCCCAUCACAUCCGUCAAAAAAGCCAAAACAAACAACAUAUCGCCAUCGUAAAACCCGAACCAGCAGCUGGCUCUGCUGCUCCUUCCGCAUUAGUUUGUUCGCCUACCACCAGCAUUGUCCCUACCAGCACUGAUCCAGCUGUCUCGGUUCCUGAAACACCUAGCCCCGCUUCGGCUGAAGGCGAACAGCGGUGCGCUAAUUGCUUGCAGACAAAUACACCUUUAUGGCGCAAAAAUGAACGUGGUGAAUCUGUAUGCAAUGCCUGCGGUUUAUAUGCCAAAUUACAUCACCGAGACCGUCCUCCAGCAAUGCGCAAGCAAAAAGUUCAAAAGCGGCGUCGCGGUUGGUCAUCCGAGAAAGAAGAAGAACUUACCGUCAACGUGAAGCGAGCCAAUACCACCAUGUCUAGCCCAAUGUCUCCUUUCAUCUCCGUUAUACCAGCUCAAAAACCUCCUACAUCUAUACAAAAAGCGAACGAACAACUGAAUGAUGUCGAUGAUUCUCGAUUCAAAAGCUUACUCAGCAGAAUGAACAACCAGCAAAUGCACGAAUUUUUAAACAUGCUUGAGCGGCGAUGCGCUAUUUUACGAUCAGUCUUGUAUAUGACGGAACAAUAUGAGCAACAACAAGAGCAACAACAGCAAGAGUCAGAACAGCACUACCAAACACUGCAGUUGUCUCAAACCUCUGAAUAAUUUGCUUAUCUCGAUCCUUCUUUUAUAUGCAUUCCUACUUCUUCACAUCAUCCCAUUUAAUUUCAUUACUGAAAGUCUUAACACACUUUCAUCUCUA